Messenger RNA from Rubroshorea leprosula, 2138 nucleotides. The record is from the annotation of a GenBank genome assembly. Lineage: Eukaryota; Viridiplantae; Streptophyta; Magnoliopsida; Malvales; Dipterocarpaceae.
CCCCCAAGCGAGCAAAGUUGUAACAACAAGUUUGGCUGCUUGGCAUUGAGGGAGGCAACCAUCUGGUUGAAACAGAAGUGACUUCCCAACCUCCUCUGACCCAGAUUUCUUCUUGUUUGCUUUCCUUUCUUCUCUUUCUCUUUCUCUAUGCGUGGGAAGGUUCGAAAAUGGCUAACCCUUUUCUAGUUGACAAGGUGCAGCCAUACCAUGACCAUGGUACACUUUUUGAGAUAGGUUUUUGGAGUUCAAUGCUUGGUCAACCAAAAGGGCACUAGAAAAGCAAAAAGAUCUGGUUUUGCUAGGAGUCUUCAAGGGCGGCGAAGUUGAAGCUGCAUGGUUCCUUUCGCCAAGGAAUGUGAUGUGGGAAAGACGGGACUUGUUUCCAGUGCCGAUUCACUUUGCUUUCCCUUCAGGCAAAAUGGAGGAUUGGAUAGGUUAGGCCAAAGACAUGCUGGCCGAAGAUGGCUUCUCUUACUGGCCGUUAGGAUACUCAAAUCCGUGGCUUUGAGCCAGAGUCUACAGAUCAAUGGCAAUGUUGAGUGCCUUCGCCGUUUGGUGAGGAGAUGGUGCACAAGUACUCAUUCCUUCAUUCCAUAUAUACAUGUAGCUUUCCUUAUAGCUUGGCUAAGCAAAUUCAUUUUUGGAGGUUUUUCGAAACAUGAAAUCAUGGUUGAGUGCAUCCCAAUAGCCAUCUGUUUGGCUAAAGGUGUAAAGUUAUCGUUGGCCCCAGUAAUGUUGGGUACACUCUACCACAUGCUUGAUUUGCUUCAUACUGAUGAAAUUCUUGGUGCUGGAUACUAUAUCAUUGAGACACACACAUGCUUGUCUUUGCUGCAAAUGUUUACAUGGGAGAGAUUUUGUCCAUAUCAUCUUGGCUGUGUUACCAACGGUAAGGCUUUAAAGGAAUAUCUGAUGAUAAAGUGCGGCUACACUAGUGGGACGACUCUGUUGGCUUGCUCCUGGAUUAGAAAGAGGAAAGUAAAGGGUCAGGUGGUUCCAGAGAUCAACAACUUCCUCGAUGAUUAUGGUAGCUUCAAUUUCCAUGCAUAUAAGGCGAUACCGGGGCAUUUGCACCACCAGAGGAGAUUUGAAACAUUUAGAGAUGUUGGUGGUGAUAACACCAUCUAUACUGCCAUGUAUCAGAUGGCGAGGGACUUGGAGCUUGGAGCUUGGAGAGCUACUAUCCAGAGAGAGUUGCACGACAGUUUGGCUAUGAUUAGGACAUCCCUCCUGCUCCUCUUUCAGAUAAAUCAAAUUGGAAUAGGGCCAUGCAGCCUUAUAUUGAGGAAGCUGCUUCAGCCAUGUGGACUGAGGCGAGGCCAAUGGGGAGUGGGUGCUUGUAUGCCUCCCAAUUCCGAGCAUGGUGCAGGAAGAACAAAGCCAAGGCGAAAGUGUUGGCGAAGAGCAAUAGCAGGGGCUAGCUGGCAGUGUGAGGCUAGCCAAGCUACUCUUUCGAAGAAGCCGGUUCUGGGCAAGACAAAAAGCAUAGCCUAUCCAUCGAGGGGCGGAGCACAUAGGGCUUUCGCUUUGCCAACAAGUAGACAAAGCAAGGCCAAGGCAUCCAUGCCUUCAAAGUCAAAAGCCAGCAAAGAAAGAGAAACAAGCAAUGCCAAUGACAACGAGGAGAGCUCUUGGAGCAAUUCGGAUUCAAAGACGAUCGAGCGGACCAAGAAACCGAAACCCAUUUCCGGUAACAAGCACCCACAUGAAAGACGCAGCAACUCGAGUUCCUUAUUGCCGAGGGAUGAAUUUGUAUAGUUUUGGAAUUGGCAACGUAUGCAAUGCUGCGUCAGCAAGAUCGGCUUUGGACUUGUGACUAGAGAAGGUUCACACGAUUCAUCUCUAUGUCAAAUAUGCUAUAUCAUACUUUUUCGUUGAUAGCCGCAAUGGAGUCAGCAUUGUCAGAAGUCGUAUUCAUCAUUAUUUCUGCUAUACAUCACCGAAAGUGACAUCUACUCACUUUGCUGGAAAUGAUACAAGCAUAUUCUACUUCGAUGACGUUCUCUUAAACAUAGCCAGACAUGGCUACAUUUGCUUCCAUGACAUGGCUGGACGUUUUUGACAGUCAUGUCAUCUACAACAAUAUUUGCUGCUACAUCUUUCUAGCUCCCAACAAUCGAUAAAGAGUCGAUUUUACU